AUGGAAAAUGUGUUAAAUACUCACACGGGACAAUCUGUAGAUGUAUGCCUGUCGGCAUGCGAGCAACUCUUCUACAAGUAUGCUAUAAUAGGUAAUGAGACUUGUUUAUGUGGAAAUGCGCCUGGACAAUUUAAGCUGGACCCUAAAACUUGCGCCACUCCAUGCCCUAAGAACGACACUCAAUUAUGCGGCGGCGAAGGUGCGGCCAGCGUGUAUGACACCGAGGUGUACGUCCCUGGCCCUCCGGCCUCUAUAACAGUUGCUAAUAUUACUGAAACCACUAUGAGGGUCCGCUGGACUGCCCCUGAAGCUUACUCGUACAUAACUGGUUAUGUAAUAAGAGCUAUAGUACUGGAAACUUAUUCUGAUAUUAUACUGAUGCCACUUGAAUGGAAAGUAUCAAACAUUACAUUUUAUACUGAUCUGCUGAACCUACAACCGGGUUCUAAGUAUCAGAUAGGAGUGGCUGCAGUCAAUGAUGUGUUUAAGGGUCAAAAUAAGACUGCUGAAGUUGAAACUGUUAUUGGAACACCAGAUCCGAGUCCUCCUGACAUACAUAUAAGAGAAAGAAAGGGAGACAGGAUGGUUGUCUCUAUUCCUGAAGCUAAAAAUGUUAACGGUCCCGUUUCCAUGUAUAGGAUUGUGGUUUCUAUUGAGUUAUACCAACAAGGGUAUCUCGUUGCUAAUCUUGGGAACUACUCCUAUGCCAUUGAUCAGGGCCAUCCUUAUUACAUUACUGCAGAAUUAGACCCUGAUGAUAUUAAGAAUGAUUUUAUAAUUGGAGACAGGAGGGUUUAUAAUGGUUUUUACAAUGCUCCCUUGCAAUUAACUAAUGAUAUAGACAUUUCUUUGGGAGUAGUUAGUGAGAAGAAUCAUGUUAAAAAAAUCAGAUAUGCUGACUCAACAAAAAAAAUUAUUUUAAACAUUAAUGAACCUGAAGAAACUUCCCCUUUAAUGAUAGCUCUUGGAGCUGCCAUCGCUAUUAGCAUAGUACUACUGUUAAUCGGUAUUGGCCUUAUUAUCAUUCUCAGGAAGAGAAUUCACCUUGCAAGGGUACAGAGGGGGUCUCAGUCUAUGCCAUUGAGUUUAAGCGAACCUUGUAUGGAAAUUGAGAACUGCGGCUUCAUGCAGGAGGAACAGGAAAGGGUAGAUUAUUACAGCAAUUUAAAGAGAAAAUUAUGGAACAUUCCGAGAAACCUUAUUGACAUUGAUAUAUCAUGUGUUGUUGGUGUAGGCAGCUAUGGCAAGGUCACUAAAGGGCGCGUGCAACAGCAUGGAGCACAGACUCCUGGAUUAGUCCAGGUUGUGACUGAUAGAGAACUGGAAAGAUCAGAAAAGAAGCUAAUGCUGCAGGAACUAGAUCUCCUCAUCAAGUCUAGUGAACAUGAACAUGUAAUCUCUCUUAUUGGAUUCUGUGAAACAAAUACAACAUUAUUUGUUGUUCUAGAAGAUUAUAAACAGGUUUUAAAAGAAUUACUGCUUCAGAGCCGGCAUAGAGAUUUGCAGAAUAAUAAAUUCUGCCUUUUACCAGAGAACAGAGUCUUUCAGUAUUUUGUUGACAUAGCUAAAGGUAUGGACUACUUGCAUAGUAAAAAGAUCUUACAUAAACGACUCAGUUGCCGUAACAUCGUAAUAGGAGAUAACGGCGUCGCUAAAGUCUCCGGCUUUGGUUUAUCUCAUAUGCGACCUUUGCACGAGACCCCUGAUUACACGCGGUGGACCUCUCAUGAAAUGCUGCGCCACACGAGAUUCAAUCCUAAAGCCGACGUCUGGUCUUUUGGCAUUCUAGUAUGGGAGGUGUUAACGAUGGGAGCUACCCCAUAUUUUCAUAGUUCUAACAAAGAUGUUGCAGCUCGGAUAUUACGAGGUAUGCGGCCAUCCCAGCCGUCGUAUGUCGGCGACGAACUCUUCCAGCUCUGCCUACAGUGCUGGCAGGUAGAUCCGGAUGAGAGACCCACGUUUUCUUCCCUUGUUGAAGAACUAAUACCCUUUGCCGAAGCUACCGGCUGCAGAAGUCUAAGCUUUACUCAUUACAAUGGUUUUGAUUAUGAACCGCAUGUACCGCAAUAUGAAAUCGUCUCAUAG
Molecule: messenger RNA, 2085 nt
Organism: Arctia plantaginis
Lineage: Eukaryota; Metazoa; Arthropoda; Insecta; Lepidoptera; Erebidae
Source: the annotation of a GenBank genome assembly